AUGGCGGCGGUGUCGGGGGCCGGGGCUGCGGGCGGCUCUACCAACGCCGGGGGCCCGGAGAUGGUGCGGGGCCAAGUGUUCGACGUGGGGCCCCGCUACACCAACCUCUCCUACAUCGGCGAGGGGGCCUACGGCAUGGUGUGUUCUGCCUAUGAUAAUGUCAACAAAGUUCGAGUUGCUAUAAAGAAAAUCAGUCCCUUUGAGCAUCAGACAUACUGCCAGAGAACUCUGAGAGAGAUUAAGAUCCUACUGCGCUUCAGGCAUGAGAAUAUUAUUGGAAUAAAUGAUAUUAUCAGAGCUCCAACUAUUGAACAAAUGAAAGAUGUAUACAUUGUGCAAGAUCUUAUGGAGACAGAUCUUUACAAGCUCCUAAAGACUCAACACCUCAGCAACGACCACAUUUGUUAUUUCCUUUACCAGAUUCUGAGAGGCUUAAAAUAUAUCCACUCAGCCAAUGUGCUUCACCGUGACCUCAAACCUUCCAAUUUGCUGCUCAACACCACUUGUGAUCUCAAGAUUUGUGACUUUGGACUGGCUCGUGUUGCAGAUCCAGAUCAUGAUCACACAGGAUUCUUGACGGAAUACGUGGCCACACGUUGGUACAGGGCUCCUGAAAUCAUGCUGAAUUCUAAGGGUUAUACCAAGUCUAUUGACAUCUGGUCAGUGGGCUGUAUUCUGGCAGAGAUGCUCUCCAACAGACCUAUCUUUCCAGGAAAACACUACCUUGACCAACUUAACCAUAUCCUGGGUAUACUUGGAUCCCCUUCCCAAGAAGAUUUGAAUUGUAUAAUAAAUUUAAAGGCCAGAAACUACUUGCUUUCCCUACCACACAAAAAUAAGGUACCAUGGAACAGGCUGUUUCCAAAUGCUGACCCCAAAGCACUUGAUUUGUUGGAUAAAAUGCUGACCUUUAAUCCUCAUAAGCGGAUUGAAGUGGAGCAAGCUUUAGCCCAUCCAUAUCUGGAGCAGUAUUAUGAUCCAAGUGAUGAGCCUGUAGCUGAAGCACCCUUCAAGUUUGACAUGGAGUUGGAUGACUUACCGAAGGAAAAGCUGAAAGAACUGAUUUUUGAGGAGACUGCUAGGUUCCAGCCAGGAUAUCGAUCUUAA
Messenger RNA from Indicator indicator, 1107 nucleotides. RefSeq names its product mitogen-activated protein kinase 1 (gene MAPK1). The transcript has 8 exons. Bases 1 to 1107 code for a protein of 368 amino acids. Gene Ontology annotation, biological process: protein phosphorylation; intracellular signal transduction. Gene Ontology annotation, molecular function: ATP binding; MAP kinase activity. The record is from RefSeq and is a predicted model, not a curated record. Gene Ontology annotation, cellular component: nucleus; cytoplasm. Lineage: Eukaryota; Metazoa; Chordata; Aves; Piciformes; Indicatoridae.